This is a messenger RNA of Meloidogyne enterolobii, 147 nucleotides long. Lineage: Eukaryota; Metazoa; Nematoda; Chromadorea; Rhabditida; Meloidogynidae. The record is from the annotation of a GenBank genome assembly.
AUGCUUGAAAUGAAGCUGGGAAUUCCUACGUUUGAACAACGUUUGAUUUUCGCCGGCAAACAACUUGAAGAUGGUCGUACAAUGGCUGAUUACAAUAUUAAGGAUGGUUCAACUUUGCAUCUUGUUAAGCGUUUAGUCGGUUGUUGA